Molecule: messenger RNA, 1845 nt
Organism: Quercus lobata
Lineage: Eukaryota; Viridiplantae; Streptophyta; Magnoliopsida; Fagales; Fagaceae
Product: probable leucine-rich repeat receptor-like protein kinase At1g35710
Exons: 2
Coding region: 1-1845 (614 amino acids)
Molecular function (GO): protein binding
Source: RefSeq, a predicted model, not a curated record
AUGGCUCUUCUAAAUUGGAAAACUAGCCUUAACAACAAAAGCCAGUCUCUCUUGUCCUCGUGGGUUGGAACCACUCCUUGCAAUUGGGUCGGAAUAAAUUGCGACCACUCUGGAAGCGUCACCCAUCUGAACCUUUCAAAUUAUGGUUUGAGAGGUACGCUUCACAAUCUCAACUUUCAAUCCCUCCCCCAUUUACUCAGUCUUAACCUUUCUCACAACUCACUAUCUGGAAUCAUUAACUCAAAUAUUUCUCACCUCUCCAAACUCUUUCUUCUUGACCUUUCUGGUAAUCAAUUCACUGGGAGAAUUCCUUUUGAAAUAGGCAAAUUAACUAGCCUUCAUGUCAUUGACCUUUCUGCGAACCAUAUGACUGGCCUUAUUCCUCAAGACUUAGGAGCAUUAAGUUCUUUGAGUAAGCUUGAUUUCUCAUCUAACAAUCUCACAGGUGUCAUCCCGACUUUUCUUGGAAACCUAAGCAACCUAAUUAUUCUAUAUCUUCAUAUGAACCAGCUUUUUGGUUCUAUCCCGCAAGAAUUAGGAAUGCUAAGUUCUCUAACCAACCUUGCGUUACAAUCAAAUAACCUCAUAGGUGUCAUCCCUGCCUCUCUUGGAAACUUGAGCAAAUUGACAAAUUUAUAUCUUUUUGAAAACCAACUUUCUGGUUCCAUCCCUCAAGAAUUAGGAAUGCUAAGUUCUUUGACUGACCUUGAGUUAUCAACAAACAAACUUACAGGUGUCAUCCCUGCCUCUCUUGGAAAAUUGAGCAAACUGGCAACUUUAUAUCUUUUUGAAAACCAACUUUCUGGUUCCAUCCCUCAAGAAUUAGGAAUGCUAAGUUCUCUGAUUGACCUUGAUUUAUCAACAAACAAACUUAUAGGUGUCAUCCCUGCCUCUCUUGGAAACUUGAGCAAACUGACAACUUUAUAUCUUUUUGAAAACCAACUUUCUGGUUCCAUCCCUCAAGAAUUAGGAAUGUUAAGUUCUUUGACUGACCUUAAGUUAUCAACAAACAAUCUCACGGGUGUCAUCCCUGCUUUUCUUGGAAACUUAAGCAACCUAACCACUUUAUAUCUUCAUACGAAUCAACUUUCUGGUUUCAUCCCUCAAGAAUUAGGAAUGUUAAGUUCUCUGAUUGACCUUGAGUUAACAACAAACAAUCUUACAGGUGUCAUCCCUGCCUCUCUUGGAAACUUGAGCAAACUGACAACUUUAUAUCUUUUUGAAAACCAACUUUCUGGUUCCAUCCCUCAAGAAUUAGGAAUGCUAAGUUCUCUGACUGACCUUGAGUUAUCAAUAAACAAUCUCAUGGGUGUCAUCCCUGCUUUUCUUGGAAACUUAAGCAACCUAAACACUUUAUAUCUUCAUACAAAUCCACUUUCUGGUUCCAUUCCUCAAGAAUUAGGAAUGCUAACUUCUCUGAUUUACCUUAAGUUAACAACAAACAAUCUUACAGGUGUCAUCCCUGCCUCUCUUGGAAACUUGAGCAAAUUGACAACUUUAUAUCUUUUUGAAAACCAACUUUCUGGUUCCAUCCCUCAAGAAUUAGGAAUGCUAAGUUCUCUGAUUGACCUUGAGUUAGCAAUAAACAAUCUUACAGGUUUCAUCCCUGCCUCUUUUGGAAACUUGAGUAAAUUGACAACUUUAUAUCUUUCUAAAAACCAACUUUCUGGUUCCAUCCCUCAAGAAUUAGGAAUGCUAAGUUCUCUGACUGACCUUGACUUAUCAAUAAACAAUCUCACGGGUUUCAUCCCUGCUUCAUUUGGAAACUUAAGCAAACUAACCAGUAUAUAUCUUCAUACAAAUCGACUUUCUGGUUCCUUCCCUCAAGAAUUUGGAAUUGUAUAA